This is a messenger RNA of Medicago truncatula (barrel medic), 1331 nucleotides long. Its product is annotated as kunitz type trypsin inhibitor 106-like. Lineage: Eukaryota; Viridiplantae; Streptophyta; Magnoliopsida; Fabales; Fabaceae. Gene Ontology annotation, molecular function: endopeptidase inhibitor activity. The record is from RefSeq and is a predicted model, not a curated record. Bases 84 to 680 code for a protein of 198 amino acids. The transcript has a single exon.
AUAUCCUAUCCUAUAAAUAGUAAGUCAUAUGGUUUUUCAUAUCCAAACCACCACCCCUUCUAAAAGUUUAAUUAUACACAACCAUGUCAACAACAUUAAUCAAAAUUACAAGCCUUAGCCUUAUGUUAUGUCUUUUCAUGUCCAUAAAAACAUUGGCACAAUCCGAAAAUGAAAAAAUUCUUGACACAAAAGGCCAUCCUCUUGAACGUGGCAAAGAGUAUUACAUAAAACCAGCUAUAACCGAUAGUGGUGGCCGUUUCACUUUAAUAGAUAGAAACGGUUCAUGCCCUUUAUAUGUAGGUCAAGAAAAUACAGAUCUUGGAAAAGGGUUACCCGUUAUUUUUACUCCUUUUGCGAAAGAAGAUAAAGUUAUUAAGGAUAGUAGGGAUUUUAAGGUGAAAUUUUCAGCUUCUUCAAUUUGUGUACAAUCCACUGAAUGGAAAUUAGGUGAUAGAGAUACUAAGAGUGGAAGAAGGGUUAUUAUAGCUGGAAGUGAUGGUAGUUAUUUUAGAAUUGUGAAGGCUGAAUUUGAAGGUGUUUAUAAUAUUAGGUUUUGUCCCACGGAUACAUGUUCCUUUUGUAGAUUUGAUUGUGGUUUUGUUGGUGGUUUACGUGAGAAUGGGAAGAUUUUAUUGGCUUUGGAUGGUGGUGUUCUCCCAGUUGUGUUUGUGAGAGCAUAAUGUGUUUAUAUUGGAUGUAGAUCUUGCUUGUGUUUGUAGUACUAUUUAAGUUUGUGUUUGUAAUUUACAUCCUCCGUCACUAAUAUAAGCAAAAAUUUACUUUUUAGAUACAUUCAAUUAAUGAUAUAUGUGGUCUUUAUUAUAUGUCACAUACAUCAUUAAUUGAAUGUAUUUAAAAAAUGAAUUUUUGCUUAUAUUAGUAACCGGAGUAUGUAUACUUGUAGCUUUGUUCUUGUAAUUGGUUAAUUGUGUGUUCAUAAAGGUGGCAUUUAGGGUGGGUGAGGGAAAGAGUUUCCUACCAUGGAAAAAUUUGAUUUUGACUAUUAGAUUAAAUUAAGAACAUAUUCUUAUCAUCGUCUGUCCACAUCAUAACUUUUCUCAUUUUGUCUUUAACCUCCGUCAUCCACCCUUUCUUCCACCACCCUUCUCUCUUCUACCGCUACUCACCCACCACCACGGAUUCAUGUUACCCCAACCUCACUGGAUUUGUGUUCUACAUAGCGUGAUCCUGUACUGUUCUACUUCAUCUUGCAUUAUGGCUAUCUUGACCGGAGAGCCACCACACACCACCACAGACAAGUUUCCGGCCACCGCUUCCGGUCGUGAUGUCUCUUUUUUUAACUAAUAAUAAGAAAUUUUAAUUUAGUUUGA